UGUGUCUCUUAAUGUUUUUUACUAGUUUGUAUAUUCUCCGUCAUGGCUGUUUUAGAUAAUGUGCAUGUCUUUCACCGUGUGCUGCCGACUGUGCCACGGUUGAGAAUUGUCACCGCUCUUUUCAAAGUGUCCAGUUACAGUCCCAUCUCCAGACACGCAUCAGCCCAUGGUCAGCCAGCAUGUUGCUAACAUGGGGUGUAAGGGCUGGGGGGGGGGGGGUGUCAGUGAGGAUCUUUUUUCUGCAUGGGCUAAAUAAAGCUUUGCACAUCAUGCCAUUUAAGCUAAGUGUAUGCUGGGUCUCGGUGAACGUCUUGUGGCUGUUUUCACAUGGAGGCAUUGGAUUGUAUUUCUACUACAGUACAUUAUGCAAAUCUUAAGUUGUUCUCAGCAAUUUGUUCCCACACAUUCAUAUAUGUGGACAUUCAUUUACAAAACCAAAUCAAUCUGAUGAUCUGUUUUCAUUGUCCUUGACCUGUCGACGUCCUUUAUUCUGCUGUGUGUGUGUGUACCUAGCAGCUGAAGGUUUUGAGGACACAUCAACACAGCUGCCAGCUUGUCACUGACACUGGCUGUCGCUGCUCCUAUCUGAAAAUAUGCUCGGUCUGUACAAAGGCAUCGGCUCUCCAAUGAUGGGCCUCACCUUCAUCAAUGCCAUAGUUUUUGGGGUCCAGGGCAACGCCAUGCGCAAGCUUGGCCGCGACACGCCCCUCAACCAGUUCCUGGCCGGAGCCUCGGCAGGCACCAUCCAGUGUGUCAUCUGCUGCCCGAUGGAGCUGGCGAAGACGCGCAUGCAGCUGCAAGGGACCGGAGAGAAGAAGUCGAAGAGGAAGCUGUAUAAGAACUCCUUGGACUGUCUGGUGAGAAUCUACAACAAGGAGGGGAUCCGAGGUAUCAAUCGCGGCAUGGUGACCACCCUGCUGCGCGAGACACCCGGUUUCGGUGUGUACUUUCUCGCUUACGACACGUGGACACGUUACCUCGGCUGCGAGCCGGAGGAUCCUUACAUGAUCCUCAAGUUGCUGUUUGCCGGUGGGAUGUCCGGCAUCGCUUCCUGGAUCUCCACCUAUCCCGUGGACGUGAUCAAGUCGCGCCUCCAGGCGGACGGGGUGGGCGGCGUUCACCAGUACAGCGGCAUCAUGGACUGUGUCAGGCAGAGCUUAAAGAAAGAGGGGUGGAGGGUGUUCACGCGGGGACUCACGUCCACUUUGCUCCGCGCAUUUCCAGUGAAUGCGACCACGUUUGCCACCGUGACUCUAUUUUUACUGUACAUGCGCGAGGGAGAGGAGUGUAGCAUUCAGGACUCUGAGCCGCCAUCAGUCCAGCUGCAGCCUCUGCAGCCCCAGACACAGCCAACCAGCAUGUGAGCUGCAGAGAGCAUGACUACAGUCAUCAGCAAGUCUAUAUAGCGUUUCUCUAGAGGGAAGCUGCAGCUUAAUGCAGGUCUAUGAUCUGUUCACUGGUGUCAAUUAUGAGAGAGGUGAACUGAUCCGAGGUAAGCCCAUGGAGCUACAGCCAAGUGACCCCGUGCAUUAUUUAAAUAAUAUAUUUUAAGAUGAAGGUUGCAUUUGUAAAUAUAGUAUGGCUAAUAGUCCUUGGUUUUUCUACACAUUUUGAGUUUUAAGUAAUUUAGGAAACUUACAAUUGUCACUGAUUACAGUAGUUACAGAUGUUCGUAAAAGUGAGACCGUCUUUAAUGCUGUGUUCAAGUCAUAGUGUGUUAACCGUUCUCCACUAUAAGACAUUAAGACAUGCCUAAACGUGGUUAUUACCAAAAAUAGUCUACAAAGUUUAGCAUGUUUGUGAACAUGAAUGCGUUUAAUACUGUUACAUUUUGCAAACUUCAAUCGGUAAAAUUAAUGUGAUUUUCAAUUUACAAUUAAAUAAUUUUAAGUGGUUAACCAAUCAAUUAUGUUACCUCCAUGAUAUCCAGGUCAAGUCCACCCCCACAUAGUGUGAACGCAUCAUCUUUUCACAAUGGUUACAGAGACAAAAAGCGUUUUACCUCUAAAUAUUAUUUUUCUGAGGUUAUAAUUGUGUAUGUAGUUCAACUUUCCUCUGAGAAGUCAUAAGAAUUUGAGCCAAAGUCUUGAUGCUGUUUAAAGUUUUAAUUGGUGGAAAUAUUACAGGCUCCGCUUUGGCCUGUUGCAGUAUGACAAACGCAGAUACAAAGGCAUGUGUGAUCAUUUAAUUUAAAGAAUGGAAUUAUUUGAUACAAUCAUUGUCCAUUGGCCAUUAUGCCGUUUUUAAAUCUUUUUAUCGUGGACAGUGUCCAAAGAAAGCACCUUAUGGUAUUGUGAGUACAUGCACAGUUAGAAACCAUUUUCUGCCAUCACAUUGUCCACUUUGCAAUAGAUUUUUCAUUUUGUAUUUCCAAGUAGUGCAAGAUUCUGUUGGCUGCUGAUGGCUGGUUAAAAGUGGGCUUUUAAACAAUCUAAAUGUAAUUUUAAAACUUGUGCCUCUUGUUUGCACAUGUCGGGCUCCGCCUCCUCCUCAAGGUGGAGGUGUGGUUUUGUCAGAAAGGUUCUGUGCACUAGCCUGCGCCACCUAGAGGCAGAGGACGGAAUGGGUCCGGCAAUUUGAACACUUUUCAGCUGCAGGUUUAGCAUUGUGUAGCUGCUGUUUGCGAGUUUAAGACGGCACAUUAUUACUUCUGUCAUUUAUGCACCUGUGAUAACAUUCUCAGACGCUUGACCAUCAGACCACACAAGUGUUAUGAGAAUAAGUCACUGGACAGCUGUGUCCCUCAAUACUAACCAGGAUAGUCAUUAUAGGACGGGGGGACACAGUGUGAACUAGAGGAAUUUGACCUCAGUACUUUACUCACUGAACUGCUGCCCGAGUUCACUGACGCUUUACAUUUUCCAGGUUUGAAGUGUAAACUAUAACAAAUCUAACAGUGAAACUGCGGUCGUGCAAAAAAAAAAAUUUCCUUGGUAAACCUACUUGCAAGUGACGAGUAUUCAAAUUGCUGCCGCUAUUACUUUCCUUCCACACAUUUUCUUGCUGCUGUUUCUUAUUAAAGAGUGGCGGAUGUUUGGCUGGUCUGAAAGAGCUUUGGGGUUGUCCAAUGACAUAAUGUUGUACAUACUGUGAAUUUGUUUUUUUUUUUUUUCUUCAUAUCCUCUCUAGUUACAAUCCUGUAUAUUUUUUUUUGGUUUCAAGAUUUUAGUUCUCUUUUGUCUCGAGUUGUCUGAACGGGUGGAUUAUGCACGAUUGUUGACAUCUUUGUAAAAGGGCUGAUUUUACCGUCUACUGUUGCCUUCAUGUUCUGUGCUCGUUUGUAUACAAUAUCUCGCACCAAAGCAGCAUGCACACUAUGUAGUACUCUGAGAGAAAGGUGAAAUAAAAAUCAUUGUUUUCUGAAAUACGGUUCUUGCUGCAGAUCAACUAUUCCCACAAUAUCUUCUGAGAAUGGACGGAUGUGUUAAGUGACCGUUAAAGAAAUGAAAGACUAUCUAGUGGUGACAGACGGUAUCACAGGUUCUACUUACUGUACACACAAAUACUUUGACAGUAAUGUAUAAAUAGCACUUUUUAUUCAAGACAUUUGAUAUAUGUAUACAUGAUUUGGCAAAAAUAAGUUAUUCAAGUAUCAAAUAUUGAUUAUGAUCACAGUAUUGCCUCAACUUAGAUUAGUGUUUUGAAACACUUUUCACCCAAAUUAUGACAAAAAUACUGCAUGAAACAAAUCCUAUGCCUUAUAUCAAGACACCCAUUGUAUUAUAUAACAAACAAGUUGAGUUGUGUGGUGUUUCCCUUUCAACUUGUGCAAGAAGGUUGGAUUAUUAUCCCGAGGCACUUCAGAUAGAUCAGUUACUGUACACAUGUACCUGUCAUCCUCUGGUCCCUGGUGAGAGUGAAAACAAAGAAGGGCAACAAAAAUAAGGGCGAAGAAAGACAAAGUAGUGGACAAAUAACGGAAGAGGAAUAGAUUUCAGAUUGUUUUUCUCCUCCGCGCCACUAGUUGUUUUUUCCUGCUUUUGAUGUGUUCAAGAAGGAGUCGCAGGAGUAGCGCAGGAAGCGGUAGAUCUCCUCGGCUCUGGACCGACUCAUACAGCCUCCCUUUUGUAUGGCUUCAAUGGAGCUGUGGGAGGAACAGAAGAAGACAGGAGGAGACGUUGUACUGUGUGAACUGUUCUUUUGCCACAACACAUCGCGCACACACGCACGUCCUUUACCUGUUGAUGAGUUGGCCAAUAGACCUGAAGUUGUGGCUCAUGCUGAGGGCCUGGAUGUAGUUGACUGAGGGCAGGCUCAAGUAGAGCUGCAGAGCCUGCUGCCUGUGCUGCCCUAUGACCUCCAUCGGUACGGCGAUGCCCUGACCUUUACGCUGCUCCAGCCGUGCCAGGUCUGCCAGCAAGCCGGCGCUCUGUUCGGCGCCAUCGCUCCACAGCAAGCGCAUCCCGGUGCGCACCAGCGCCGUCAAAGUGCUGUCAUAGUAGCGUGUUCGCUGAAACGGACGGGACGCCUCGCCUGUGACGGCGACAAUUAUAAAGAACUGAAACAUAUGCGAUACCUCAAAGUAAAUCAAAUUGCUGUGCAAGCUACCAAACCUUCCUGUAAUCAAAAUACACAAUACCCAUAUUAAGUCAUCAAAUCAGCAGUCCCUCCCUACUGACCUGGCUUGGUUCGGUCCUUCUCCACUAUCAGACAAACGCGCUCAAACAACCCCUGCAAGCUGUUCACUCUUUCAGCCAGUCGCUUGCGGUUCUGCAUCGCCGCCAAGUCCGACUGGCUGUGCCUCUCCACCGCCGUGCGGUUGCUGACGAUGAAGUAGCUGCCGUCCAGCGAGCAGACGUGGACGGUGGCUGCGUGGCGCUGACGGAGGCUGGUCAUCAGCUCCACCCCGCUACUGAGGCAGCGACUGUCCACCAGAAUGCAAACAGGGGCAGGGGGCUCGCUGACUGAUGAUGGACCCUGUGCGGUGGACGUCUGUGGAACUGAGGAGGUGGCAAGAGGUGCCUGGAAGAAAACCUCAAUGAAGUCAACAUCUUUGUAUGUUUUAGUGACCAUGUUUAACAACACACACACACACCGUAGGACAAGUGUGUAUCUGUACCAUCUUUGCUCGUACCUGGGGUUGUUUCUUGGAGGAUAACAGCAACUCUGUCUCUAUAAAGUCCAGCUCAUCAGAGAGCAAAUGCUGAUUUUCUAUCCUUUGACAA
Anarrhichthys ocellatus (wolf-eel) is the source of this 5165-nucleotide messenger RNA. It is a transcript of the gene slc25a29l, whose product is annotated as solute carrier family 25 member 29-like. The record is from RefSeq and is a predicted model, not a curated record. Bases 594 to 1364 code for a protein of 256 amino acids. The transcript is spliced from 2 exons. Gene Ontology annotation, molecular function: high-affinity L-arginine transmembrane transporter activity. Gene Ontology annotation, biological process: mitochondrial L-ornithine transmembrane transport. NCBI's taxonomy places the organism in Eukaryota, Metazoa, Chordata, Actinopteri, Perciformes, Anarhichadidae. Gene Ontology annotation, cellular component: mitochondrion.